AUGGCCAUUGCUAUCCUGGGGCCCACAUUUCCAGACUUGGCAGCAAAUGUGAACAGAAAUGUCAGUCAGAUCUCUUUCAUCUUUGUGGGCCGUUCCUCGGGGUAUUUUGGUGGCUCUUUAAUUGGCGGUUUGCUUGUCGACUGCAUGAAUGCCCAAAUUCUCUUGGGCUUUUCUAUGCUGGCUACAGCCAUGGGCUUGUAUGCCAUCCCGUGGUGUAAGACAGCAAUUUUGCUUACAGCCAUGAUGUCUGUCAUUGGUUUUUCAAUGGGAGUCCUGGAUACAGGUGGCAAUGUUGUGGCUUUGGACACAUGGGGGGCAGAGGCUGGUCCGCAUAUGCAAGCCUUACAUUUCAGUUUUGCCCUGGGUGCUUUUGUGGCUCCCAUCUUGGCCAAGAUGGCGCUGGGCGGCUCUGCUCUGGACCCACAGGACCAUCUGGGUGGCACAGGUGACCAUCAACCUGCUGUGGACUCUCCCGUGUCAUUGGAGAAGCUACAUUUCACCAUGAACGUGAUGUCGUCUUAUACUGUGAUAGGCACUUACGUCUUGCUCGUGGCGUUGUUUUUCUGUCUUUUAUAUUGGAGGAGUUCUGCUCGUGACAGAAGGAAGUUUUCUGCACAGAAAUACAAGAUUGCCAAAUACCACUAUGCCCUCAUAAUUCUCCUCUCUGUAUUCUUUUUCUGGUACGUUGGAGCAGAGGUCACCUACGGGUCUUACAUUUUUACUUAUGCCAAGACCCAUGUGGGCAUGAAGGAGAGCGAAGCGGCAGGGUUGAACUCAGUCUUUUGGGGGUCCUUUGCGGCGUGCAGGGGACUGGCGAUCUGCCUGGCUGCCUGCUCUCAUCCUGGGUCGAUCAUCCUCUUGAGUAUCAUAUUCUCCACUGUGUCAUCCUUGUUCUUGGCCCUGUUCAACACGCACCCGGUCUCUCUGUGGCUUGGCUCUGCGGUGUAUGGAGCAUCAAUGGCUGCCAUCUUCCCCAGUGGUAUAUCCUGGGUUGAGCAGUAUACCACCAUCCAAGGGAAGUCUGCUGCGCUGUUUGUCAUGGGUGCUGCAAUGGGGGAAAUGUGUAUUCCUGCUGUGGUUGGCUUCCUGCAAGGACACUACCCUGCGAUCCCGGUGCUUAUGUAUACUGCGUUGGCAUCCGCAGCCAUGACAGCUGUGCUGUUCCCUGUGCUGUAUAAAUUAGCAACAUCCCCAAGUGAUCCUAAUCGGAAAGGUGCUGGAGAUGGGAACCUCCGAGAAGCAUUGUUGUCCAACUCUCACCUUGAGGAAGAGGAUGAGGAGGACAAGGAGGGCAAGGAAUGGAAUGAGGCAGACUUUGAAGUAAUUGAGAUGAAUGAUACGCGACAGAAUUCGGUCAUCGAAACGACUACGAACAUCCAAGGGGCGUCUGCACUUGCCUCAUCUGCUCAUCCCCCUUCAGGAAAGAUAUGUAAUCCUUCUCCUGUGCUUUCUAUAGGAUCCCCAAGACGAAAGAAUUCAAGUAAAAAUGACUAGAGCUCUCUUCUACAGGAAGGAGUGUAUGCAUAUGUGGCAAUGCAGAGGUGGGAAGCUUGGUAAAGCCCAGUUGAGGUUGCUUUGUUUAAAAGCAUGUCUGAGGAAUGUACCAUAGAGGAAUGAUGUGGCAGAGCUCCCUUGCAUGAACAUCACGGUGGUAGAAAAAUGCCGCAGGGCAGAAUAUUUCCUAACGUUCAUGGUAUCAUUGUUCUGUAGGCAUUUGGGAAGCUGUUAAUGUCCGAAAGUCCUUCUAAUGUUCAGGUGGAAUCCCUUUUCCUGCAAUUUCCACUGCUCUUGAGUGCCAGUUAUCUAUCUAUAUCUAUCUGGAUAACAUUUGUGUUUGGAUGCUGUUGCAUCUUUUAAAAACCACAUUUCAAAGUGUCAUUUGUAUAUUCUUUGAAAAACAAGAGCAUUACUGUUUGUGUAUUUGUUUAAUUUUUCCCAUAUUUUCUGCAUUUUAUAAUCAACAUCUGUUUCCAAUGUGAUUUGCAAGUUUUCUUCUUGAUCAAGAUAGUACUGAAUAGUUAGCAAUCCACAUUCUCUAGGGGUAAAGGUACAGAAGACGCAUGAAAUUGCUAUUUUUUGUACCUGAAAGAAUACCUCUCUGGGAAUUUCUUUGUUGUCCAGCAUAACUUUAUGGUCAACUGUUGGAAUCUGACUAAAGGAUUAUACCAGAGGACCUAGAGGUGCCGAGACAGAAUUCUUAAAGUUAAGUUUGUGAACAAUCAAAUCUGCCAAAGUCAAACUGACAGGUGUGGAAGGCUAUCUGUACUUAUUUAAUUGGAACCUUCCUUAGUAAGAAAAUAAAGAUUAUUAGUCUUCCACUAAGGGUAGUUAUAUAGUAAUAUAAGAUUCCCUUUGCAAUUUUUUUAUUGUGCCAUGUGAUGAAUUUACAAUGUUAUUUGUUUGCUUUAACCUCUCCUUUUGUUAGAAGAGCAAGACUGCUACGUGGCAAUAUUCAAAUGAUAAUGCAAACGUUACGGUGGCAUGCUGCCUUUUGAUAAGAAAUGCUGUAAUCUGGGGUUCAACAAAAAAUUUAUUUGCAUAUUUUGCAAAAUGGAGGAUUUACCAAAUACAUAUUUUGCAUAUAGUUUGUAACAUAAGACCACUGUGGUGCUCAAGAGCGUGUAAUGAUUCCUACAGAGUUGAACAUGUUUGAACUUGGGAGAGACCUUUAUUCAAGCUGGCAAAAGGUGAGGCGUUUAGAUUUCUAUAGGAAAAGAGAAGAAAGAAGGCUGCAGGUGUGAUCUGUAGAAUGUGGAGAAAGAUGAAUGUGGGCCUACCUUGUUCAUAAACUUUAGACUAUUCCCUCUAAAAAUAUCAGGUACGGUAUUGGAAUGUAAAAGGGGAUGUAUGGACUAUCUCUGCACAAAAUUAACAUUUUGCUGUUAAUGCAGUGGAAUUUAUUAAGUGGCCUUAGAUUUUAACGACAAUAUAAUGUGGGUUUGUUUUGUUUAUUUUUUGUUUAUUCAUUGCGAAACACUAGAGACUAACAUUAACCGCUCUAAGUCCCUCAAUGAGGGAGAGAGGGCGGGAUAUAAAACAGAAUAAAUAAAUAAAACAAAUAAAACUUGGAAAUAAAAGGCUAUCAUUACCUAUGCCUGUAGACUAGUAAGUGCAAAGUUUAUUGAUUAGUCCACUGACCGUAUCAACAUUAAAGACAAAAACAGAAACAUACACUAAUAGACAAUAAUCACUAUCCUAAGACUCCCAUAAUAGUGAACUAACAUACAUUCAAACUUGAUUAAGUUAAAAGGUAAUUAAAUUUGUAGACUAGUAAAUUUGAAGUGAAAUUGAGACUACCUCACAGUUGUGUUCUGUGAUAAAGCAUUCUACUUUGAAAGUUGACAAAACAGGAAUGUAAUUUUUAAGAGAAAGAAUUACACCAUAUAACUUAGAACUGGAUGUGUAGGCUAUUAUUCAUUGAUUUAUAUCUGCCAAAUGUAUAUUUGGUUCCUGAUGUCCACAUCAGCUGCAUGCAGUUAAAUCGUUUUUUUCAAUUUUAAUAUUUCUUGCAGGGAUGUAUCUAUUGUUUGGUUCAUGCAAAGAACAGGAGGAUCCAAAGAGAAAGCAUGAAUUUGCUUACAAAGACAAGUUAUCUCCUUUGACAGCCUCUCAUAUGGUAUUUCAAAAUACAUAUUUCAAAACGGACAUUUCAGCAGCUUUUUUAAAAAAAACCAAAACAAAACAGUGGCACACUUUUUUUUAAAAAAAGCUGUUUCGUCUAUGAUCAUUAUACAUUCUCUAUAUAACACAUGACAGGUGGAGCUGCUUUUUCAGAAUUCUAAAUCCAGCAUUCUUUUGGCCAGCAUUUUUGCUUUUUGGUUAUGGCCAAAAUUUGUUAGUAGAGUUUUCAGCAGUUAAAAGCAUGGUAAAGAUGUCAAGAAUUCUGUACUGGAGAUUGUUGGCGUUUGUUAUGUAAAGAGAACUUUGGGGAUUUUAAAAGUCAUUUUAAAGAAAAAAAUGCUGUAGUUAUAAAUGUAAUAUUUUUUUGAAGACUCGUGUCCCUCCUGGUGGUGUGCGGGUAUUUCUGGUGUUUGUUUGUUUGUAUUUAACUAGCAUUAUGAAACAGAUCAUCCCUGGACCUUGACUUGCACAUUUUGGCACUUUGUUUUAACUCUCAAAUGUGAUUGUUUGCCUUAAAUGUUAACUCUGUGAUUUGGGUAUCAUUAGUUUACUUUGUCUUUCUGUACUGCAUCUACGGAGAUAAACGAGUGUUUACAGGGGUGGGGGGAGUGUGAUUUCUUUUCUUGAAUAAAUUAUUUCUUUACGAAA
Molecule: messenger RNA, 4269 nt
Organism: Anolis sagrei ordinatus
Lineage: Eukaryota; Metazoa; Chordata; Lepidosauria; Squamata; Anolidae
Source: RefSeq, a predicted model, not a curated record